Penaeus monodon (black tiger shrimp) is the source of this 2398-nucleotide messenger RNA. Its product is annotated as conserved oligomeric Golgi complex subunit 8-like. The transcript is spliced from 4 exons. Bases 1351 to 2277 code for a protein of 308 amino acids. The record is from RefSeq and is a predicted model, not a curated record. Lineage: Eukaryota; Metazoa; Arthropoda; Malacostraca; Decapoda; Penaeidae.
UGUGUGUGUGUGUCGAGAGGUGGAUGCGUAGCCCAUGUGUGUGUUUGUGUCUAGGUAUAACUAUGGUUACUUUUAUAACACUUGUUAUGAGGUUGUACACCUGGCGUGGCGCGUGAUAGUUAAUGGACACGCAAGUACAAUACAUUGAUUGUUGUAGUUUCUUUGUUUUUCUGUUGUUUUUUUUUUGUUAUUCUGUAUUUUUUUUAUUUCUUUUUUUUUACACAUAUACUCAUAUUUGCACGUACUCACAUUUGUUAUGUGUUUUCAUGUAAAAAAUUAUAUAUAUUGUAAUACAUAGUCUAGAUAUAUUUAUAUUAAAAUGAUUUUAUUUUAUAUUCCAGAUCCCUGACCGUGACUGAGUCCCGAGAGACUGUUUCUUCGGAGAGAGGAUUUUCCCGAGAGAAAAGCCUGCAAGGAACAAGCCACGGGCGAGAACAACUGUACCAGCGUUAAUUUGCAUUAACGGAAUUUGUUCUUGUAAAUUCGCAAGAGCUUCUGGUUACUCUUGUUUGCAAAGUGAGUCCGGACCCACGAAGAUAAUAGUAUGAUUAAGAUAACAGUUCGUUUCUUCGGAGGAAGAUGACACCGAAUUAUCUUUCCGGUGGAUGGAGAUUAAAGAGCCUUUUAGAAGACUGUUUCUGAAGCAUUUUUCCGUCUCGAGAAAACGGAUUCGAAGCGGCGACAUUACAGGAGGAGUAUUGUGUUUUGUACUUUGUUAUUUGACGAUGCGAACAUACACGCCCUUCUGAAUACACGGGUUCAAUGUUAACUGCAUUGAUUUAUUUUCACAUAUGUUCCGCUUUGUAAUGAUAACGGAAUAUGAUUUAAAGCAAAAGGAAUUAUAUGAAACUACUAUAAGUGACCUCGUUCGAAGUGCCUGCAGUUGGGAAGAGAAGAUUGCGUGCCUUUAACAGAGCAUUUCGUGAGUAAGCGUAAUAGUUUAGGCUUGUCUGGUGCGUAGACGAUAACCUGAUAACUGGUGCAGUGUAAACCCGGCAACGGUGCCUUAUUGCAGUGCCCACUCAGUGUCGAAGCCACGGUGGUUGGAUGGCGAGUGUGUUUCGUGCAUUUCAUGGUGCCUAAGACUCCUUGUGAUUGCCUUGUGGGGGAAACUACAGAAGAAUUCGUCUUGGAAAGAGAAGAUUUGAAGAGAUAGCGGAACAUAAAGAACAUUGGAGAUUGUCCUGUUGAAAACUUGACUAACCGUGAAUUCUGUCACUUAUUGAAUAUGUUUGAUCCUCGCAGAGCUGAACGAAAACACUUGAGACACAUCUAGAAGGUUGGCCAAAGAGAUCUCCCCCGGUAGACUUUUCAUCCCCGCGCGCUGACCCUCCUUGACCCGGCCUCAGGAUGGUUCGCGUGUCGUGGGGCGGAGAGGUGGUCAUCGCCGACCUCGCCCACGUGGCUGGCGACGGCGGCAACGGGGGCGACGGCACCCACUCCCGCCCGCUGGAUGCCACGACCACCUCGCCCACCGCCACGACCACUCCGACGGUCACGCCCACGACCUCCGCCACGCCCUCGGAGACGCCCACGAUCUCUCCGGCGCCGACGGACUCCACUCCGCCGACGAUAUCCCCCUUGCCUCGGGCGCCGACGGCCAUCGUGGAGGCGCUGUCCGACGGGGACGAGAGCGCCGUGUCCACCUCGUUCUCCGACGACCACCGAUCGCUGCGGGACGACCUGCGCGACGACCUGAGCUCCCCGCGGCCCCGCAGCCCCAGGGCGAAGUCGGAGAAGAGCCGCCUCAUCCGAAUGGCCGACGACGACAACAACAACGGCAACUCCAACGGCAACGGCGACGUGACCAUCAGCAGCGACGACUACCGGCGGUUCCUGACCCUCAAGGGCAGCCCGCCCGACGCCAAGACCAAGGUGGACAUCAAGAUCGCCCCGACGGCGCCGCCCGAGGACGACAUCUUGACCUCGAUGGACCGCAUGUUGGCAACCCUCAGCGACCUCGAGGAUGACCUCGAACCGAUAGAUGGCAUAGAUACCGAGUCCGACUCUGAUAUCGACGAGGCCGCUGCGAGGAGGGAACUCCUGACGGAUAAAUGGAGACAAUUAUUCGACAAAUUUGACCUGGAGGGCUUCGGCGAGAUCCCUUGGCCGGACUUCAGGAACGCCCUCGUCCACCCGGAGUUCGUGGCCGCCGUCGACGUCCACAAGAGGGAGCAGUUGGCAGCCAAGGCCCUCACGCCGUCGACGUCCGCCAUCACUUUCCAGGACUUCGUUAAUGUGGUGAGUUCGAGGGAGGGAGAGAAAGGAGGGUGGUAAAGAGGGAGGUUGAGGAGGAUGGUAAAAGGGGUCAAGGAGGAGGAUGAAAUUAAUGGUAGGAAGAUGAGGAGGGUGAUACAAGGAUGGUAAGGAUGAUGAUGAAAUUAAUGGUACGAAGGCG